Messenger RNA from Chara braunii, 6045 nucleotides. Lineage: Eukaryota; Viridiplantae; Streptophyta; Charophyceae; Charales; Characeae. The record is from the annotation of a GenBank genome assembly.
GCGGGUCUGUAUGUGAACGAAGCUCCAUUGACGAAGGCGGCUCCAAAGAACGUUGAAUAUUCUGGAACACGAGUUUUUGAUUGAGGUAAGGAAGGAAUGCUGGGCGCAGUGCAAGCUGAUGAAUCCCACUAGACCUUGUUGAGGAUCAGUUUGAGGGGAAACGCCACUAAGUGAAGUUGGGGGGAGAGAGAGAGAGAGAGAGAGAGAGAGAGAGAGAGAGAGAGAGAGAGAGAGAGAGAGAGAGAGAGAGAGAGAGAGAGUACCCCAGAGAGAGGGAGAGCUUAUAUGUGAAGGAAGCUCCAUUGACGAGGGCGGCGCGAAUGAGCGUUCAGGAGGGAAUGUUCUGCAACACUACUUUCGAGGCGAGGGAAAAGGAGGGAGUGGCUGGGCGUGUUUGCAAUCUGACGAGUCCUACCAGAUUUUGUCGACGACCGGUUUGAGCGGAAACGCCACACAGGGAAGUUGGGAGGAGAGAGAGAGAGAGAGAGAGAGAGAGAGAGAGAGAGAGAGAGAGAGAGAGAGAGAGAGAGAGAAAAGUAAAGAGCGAGCGAGCGUCCUAGAGAGAGGGGGAGUUCUUACGUGCAGGAAGAAGAAGGUCCCUUGGGCGAAUGAGCGUCACGGAGAGAGAGAGAGAGAGAGAGAGAGAGAGAGAGAGAGAGAGAGAGAGAGAGAGAGAGAGAGAGAGAGGGAGAGUUGUUACGUGCAGGAAGAAGAAGGUCCCUUGGGCGAAUGAGCGUCACGGAGGGAAUAUUCUGGAAGACGAGCUUUGGGGCGAGGUAAGAGCAGGGAGUGGCUGGAUGUAGUGCAAGGUGAUGACGAGUCAUACCAGGUUUGGUCGAUGAUCUGUUUGAGGGCAAACGCCACUCAGAGUGUGAAAUAGGCCCGUACGUACGUACGGACUAAGGGAGAGGAAGAAAACGUUUUUUAGGCCAUGCUCACACAGAGUCACACUCUUUCUCUUUCCCCUAAACUAAAUGUAUCUGACUGCAAUUGCGGCCAAGGCUGGAGGAAUGUGACCGAAAUCACGUCCAGAGCUUAGUAAGAAAACUCCUCCCUCGUGUGUGAAAGCUUUUCUUUCAGAAAUGCGAUUCUAGGGUAAACUGGUUAAAGAUAAUGCUCAGAGACCACGGGAGUUCAGUAGCAGUUGUAUAUGAGAAAUCCUGUCUUUUCCUCCCUUUCUUUUGUUGUUUUUGUUUUUUUUUGGGUUUCUUUUCCUUUCCUUUGGAGAAGAAAUCAAUGCCGCUGUUUCUGUGUCUAUCGUGCUUAACGGAGAGAAGCGUGCGCGUUGAUUGCGUAACUGAUGUAAGGGAUGCUGGACCCGGUUUCCAGCGCUUUCAAUCAUCGUUGCUUGAUCUGUAAGAAAGAACAAAUAAACGACGGAAAGGCGGUGGUUGGCCUGUAGUGACGGCGGCGUAGUAAUAGAGACGUGAUUGCGGUCGGAUUCAUCACGUCGUCGUCGUUAAGUAGCACGUUUUCUGACGGGCGUAUAGUGGGAAAGAUAUAGACGCGUGCGUGCCUGCGUGCGCGCGUGAGAGAGUGUGGGAUGAUGUCGAGAACGCCUCUCACCUGUUCGACGCUGCUGCCUCAGCCGCCGCCGCCUGAUCAGAAGGAGAUUUCAACACUGGAAACGAAUGAGAAGGAGAAUCAAGCCGCCUCGAUUAUUCCGCCUGCGAAGAAGAGGAAGGCGGGAAGUGGGGGAAUCGGGAUUCCGUCAGACAUGACAACAACGGUGAAGCGGCAGACCCUAGCGGCCUCCUCCGUCAGGAGAGAGCUUUCGUCGGCUGUGAGCAGCUUGAGAGGGCGGGAGAUAAGUCCCUCCGUGUCGUCAGACCGCGGGUCAGAAUGCCCCGACGGCAAUUGGGAGGGAUUGACAUCGGUGAGAGAUUACGCGGACAAGUUGCUGAACGAGAAACACCCACCGAAAGCCAAGUACGACUUCAAGGGCAAGUGUGAGGUGUAUAUGGCUUACACGAAGCGACUGAAGCAAUGUAUACGAGAGAUGCAGCAGGUGGAGGAGGGGCAUAUUAUGGAGAAGGAGAAUCUUGAAAAGCAGAUGGCUCGUGAGGAGGCCAUUCAUGAGGAGACGCUUUCCAACCUCAAGCGCUCUCUCGAUGAGAUGGGAAAAGAGCGAGAGGCAUACGAGAACAAGAUUACGCUUCUGGAGAGGAGCCUCUACGCUGUUGAGAACGACAAAAGGGAGCUGACUCAGCUGACAGAGCAGGACGCCCACGAGCUGAGGAAGCUCAGGGAUCUUAACCUUCGAUUGGAUGAGGAUGGCAGCCGGGUGAGAGCAGAGUUGGUGGCGUCGAUCAAGCAGGUGGAGAACCUGCAGGAUGUGAAUAGACGCCUGCAAGAGUAUAAUACCAGUCUGCAGCAAUACAACAGCAAACUCCAGGGUGAUGCCGCGGCGGCGCAGGAGGCCCUGGCCGUCUCGCAAAGGGAGAAGGCUGCGGUCAUGGCCGAAAUCGGCAGUUUCAAGGGGAUGAACAUGGCCUUGCAGAGUCGACUGGAAUCGGCGCAGAGGGCAACGGAUGACCUAUCGCGGCAGCAAAAGGUGAUGCAGGAGGAGACGCGACGAACGCAGUUGGAGAUCCAGAGGCUGCUGGAAGAUCGUGAGCGCAAGGCGGAGGAGAACAAGGCACUGGCUUUGGAGAACGCGCGCUACAAGGACUGCACGGGGAAGUCUGCGGCAGAGCUGGAGCAGCUCAGCAUCAGAGAGCAGGCGCUGAAACAGAACUUCUUGAGUCAGAACGAAGUCAUUGCUGGGCUGAAACGACAACAGGAAGUGUUGAAGCAACAGCUGGAGUUGUCGGAGGGGGUAGCCGAGCAAAGACGAAUGGAGCUGGUGGAGUCGCACAGAAGAAUUGCUGAGCUGGAGUCCAAGCUGGCAGACACAGAGAUGCGGUUCCUCGAAGGUGAGCAGCUUCGCCGGAAACUGCAUAACACCAUUCAGGAGCUGAAGGGGAACAUCCGCGUGUUCUGCAGGGUGCGCCCCAUGCUCCCGGACGAAGAGGAAGACUCAUCAGACUCGCCUGGUCCUAUCCGCUUCCCGACCUCCGUUGAGCUGAUGGGCCGGGGCAUCGAGGUACAAGCGGAGAAGGGUCAGCAGUACUCCUUCACGUUCGACAAGGUCUUUGGCCCUGAAGUAGAGCAGUCUGUGGUAUUCGAAGAGCUGUCGCAGCUCGUUCAGAGCGCUCUUGAUGGAUAUAAGGUUUGCAUCUUCGCCUAUGGCCAGACGGGCUCAGGGAAGACCUAUACAAUGCUCGGCGCUACGGAACCGGACCGCCACAGAGGCAUGAUUCCGCGGUCACUAGAGCAGAUCUUCAUGACAAGCAAGGGGCUUGAGCAGCAGGGGUGGAGGUUCAGCAUGCAGGCCUCGAUGUUGGAGAUUCACAACGAGACCAUUCGGGAUCUUCUGUCGGCCGCCACAGCGAGGGCGAGCUGUGGGCUAGUGGACCUUGCUGCCGGUGGGAGCAAGCAGCAUGUAGUCAAACAUGAUGCGAAUGGGAACACCACAGUCACGGACCUGACGUUAGUUGAAGUGACAAGCUGGAGGGAGGUUGCAACGUUACUUGCGCGGGCGGCGCAGUACCGAUCGGUUGGGAAAACAGCGAUGAACGAGCGGUCUUCCAGAAGCCACUGCGUUUUCACGUUGAGAAUCACGGGGGUGAACGAUGGCACAGAACAGCAGGUCAACGGAGUGCUGAAUCUGAUUGACCUUGCGGGAAGUGAGCGGCUGUCGAGAAGUGGAGCGACCGGAGAGCGAUUGAAGGAGACCCAGGCAAUCAACAAAAGCUUAAGCUCGCUCGGCGACGUCAUCUCGGCGAUCGCCAACAAAGAAGCGCAUAUCCCUUACAGAAACUCCAAGCUGACGUAUUUGCUGCAGCCAUGCCUUGGGGGGGAUUCCAAGACUCUGAUGUUUGUGAACAUCGCGCCCGACAGACACUCAGAGGCAGAGUCGCUGUGCUCUCUCCGGUUUGCGGCGAAGGUGAACUCGUGUGAAAUUGGCGUUCCGCGGCGACAUGCAAGGCUUGCAGAGACGACGAAGAGAGACAGCUAGCUAGGCUAGGGUCGUUGCACGCCAAGUACAAGUAGAGGCUCUCGUGGAGACAAAAAUUGGGGCAAUUGUUUUGGAAAGGUGUGUGUGUGUGAGCUGCCACUCACACAGAGCUUACAGCGAUGACUGGCUUCAAAGAGGAAGGAAGGAAGGAAUCUCAGAGAGAGUACAAGCGAAGCUUCGCUUGUAGUCUGCAGGUGCUGUUCUCACUUGGCAUGCAGCCAGCAUGAUCCUAACUAACCCUCUCACUCUCCCAAACUGUUGGAUGUGCCAAAGAGGGGGUGCAUAAUGGCCCCCACCACCGGACUGUGGCUAUUUUGGGGAGGCCAUGUUUUAUUUAUCGAACGAUAUGAGAUGGGAUAGGGGCUGCGGAUGGAACUUUGUGAAUCUGCUGUGCACAGUCCAGUGAUGGAUGAUGGGCUGAGGGCUUGGGCAGAGAAUGCAGAGCAGCAGCUCCUGCUGUUUCGGACUUGGUCUGGCCAGGAUGAAAUCGCGGUCGUGGAAGCACUGUACACUGCAUACAUUCGCAUCUGGUACCCUUUAGUUCAUUCAUCAUAGUCAAGUACUGUCAACAUGGUAGGUGCCAUAACAGCCUAGCAAGCAGGAAUGGCUUUCCUGUGUCUUUCGUAGCUUGUAGAGACAGAGCAGAGUAGAGACAGAGCAGAGUAGAGGCAGAGCAGAGUAAAGGCAGAGCAGAGUGAAACUCUACUGCGAUGUCUUAGUCGACGUUGUACAGCUGUUGUGGCUCUCUCCUUCGUCUUCUCUAUUUUGUGAGGAGAGAGCAGAGUCGAGAAUGAGCAGAGUGGCUUUCCUGUGUCUUCUCUAUCUUGCGGAGGGAGACUGAGUAUGGUUGUGAAUGAGCAGUGUGAAACUCUACCGUGAUGCGCUAGUCAUUGUACAGCUGUCAUCUGCUCUGUGACAAGGCGUUAACUGUGUCUUAUCCGUUCCUGUGGCACAGAGAUCAGAGGGAAACUUCACUGAAAUUUCUGGGUUUGUUCCUUUCGAUCAUCGCCAGACGUUUUCGGGUCUUACUACAGUGGCGCCUUCGAACGCGGAAUGAGAAGGGGAAAAGAGUUCAAGAAUUAUGGUGUUGGGUGUGUCACUCGAUAGGAAGCGGCGAACGGGUGGGCGAUUAGUACAGCAUCUUCUGCUGUCGUUUGGUGCUUUCGUUGCAGAAGAAUUGAAUUCAUAGGGACGAUGCGCUGCCACUUCAAAUGCUAUAAAUAACUUAUUGGAACUCACUUUCUUGGCUUUCGUGAAGAUAGCCUCCUGCCGGCCUUCCUGCCUGUUGAGGGGGCAAACGGGCUCUCUGCGGUUUAGGAGACAUCGGCUUGGGAUUAACACAGCAUCUUCGGCUCGCUGUUGGUGGCUUUGCUGCAAAUCCGUAGCCACUGUGUUCUGCGCGGCCACUGAUUGCCAAAGGGCGUACUCGGCUUUCGUGAAGAUAGCCUCCUGCCUACCUUCCUGCCUGUUGAGGGCGCAAACGGGCUCUCUGCCGUUUAGGACGCAUCGGCUUGGGUUUAGCACAGCAUCUUCGGCUCGCUGUUGGUGGCUUUGCUGCAAAUUCGUAGCCACUGUGUUCUGCGCGGCCACUGAUUGCCAAAGGGCGUAAAUAUAUUUUUGCAACUGAGUUUCUCGGCUUUCCUGACAACAGCCUGCCCGCCUUUUGAGGAGGCGAAUGGCCUGCAGUUUAGGGGGGAUUGGCUGUUGUGUCUGGCCUAGCGGUGGUGUAAUCGGGUGAAAUGCCAAUGCUUCCUUCUCUUCCUCUCUCCAUAUGACAGGAAGGGCUUUAGGGACUCCUGCAGCGGAGAACAAGCAGGGCUAUGUUUACAAGAGGAAGAGAGAUGCGGCGGCUUAGGUGGCAGCGGUCCUCCCAGGGAUUAAGCAGUCGGAGGCAAGCAGGGAAUGACAGGGUGCUGAAUCUUUAACUAGGAGGAUGUGGACCGAGCAGCUCCCUUCUUUCUGAGAGUACUCAUUUGCUCAGCGAA